AUGACUUUCGUUCCUCCACCAGGUUAUCAGCCCAUCUACAAUCCUUCAAUCCCCUACCUCGGUCCGAUCCGUGGAGGUCUUAGGCCGGAAAUGUCAAUUUACAUCCAGGGAGCUGUUCCGGAGGGCAUCACCAGGUUUCACAUAGAUCUGCAGUGUGGUGAGUUUGAAGGCGCUGAUGUGGCCUUCCAUUUCAAUCCGCGUUUUGAUUUCUGGGACAAAGUGGUGUUCAACACUUUCCGAGAGGGUGUGUGGGAAGGGGAGGAGAAAAUAAAAAAAAUGCCCUUCAAAAGGGGGGAACAUUUUGAGAUGGUCAUAGUGGUGAAUUCUGAAGGCUAUCAGGUCAAUGUGAACGGGAAAGAGUUCUACUUUUACCAGCACAGAAUCCCCGUUGAGAGAGUUUGUGUUCUGGGGAUUGGUGGAGAUGUGUUUAUCCAGACUAUCAAUAUCAUCGGAGCGGGAUACCCAUCUGGAGGAAUGGGGGGCGGAGGCAUGGGUUAUCCUGGAGAAAAUCUACCGGUGAUGGGAAUGCAGCCAAUCUACAACCCUACUGUUCCAUAUUCUAACAUGAUACCUGGAGGCAUGUCAGGCAAGAGAACUAUUGUAGUUAGAGGCAUGGUGCCGUAUGGAGCACAAAGGUUUGCCGUUAACUUCGUGGUUGGAUUCUCUCGUGACAUUGCUUUCCACCUGAACCCCAGGAUCAGAGAGGGACUUGUGAUCCGAAACAGUAGGAUUGGAGGAAUGUGGGGACAGGAGGAGAUAGAGAUCGGAAUCAACCCGUUUAUGGAGGGACAGUACUUUGAUUUAUCCAUUCGCUGUGGGCACCGAAGGUUCAAGAUCUUUGUGAAUGGGCAGCAUUUGUGUAAUUUCUUCCACCGGUUCGAGGCCUUUACUCAGGUGGAUAUGCUGGAGAUUGAAGGAGAUGUGCAAAUUUCUUAUAUUCACUUCUGAGCACGAAACUCGGAAUGAAGCAACAAAUCUAUAAAAGAAAAGCUACAGUUUGUGUGCUUAUGGUGAAUGGUGAUAAAUGUGAAAUCUAAUCUGUUAACAAAUGAACGAAGUUCAUAAGACACAUAAAAGUAAUUGUGUAAAUGUUAUGCAACCUUAUAGACUAAAUAAAUGUUCUGAAAGUUGUUUAAAAACUGAUUUAUAUUUGUCAAAGAUGUAAUUAUACUAGUGUGUACAUUUGGAUUUUCCCUGAGAUUUGUUUUAUUUGGUGGAUUAAUCCUGUUGAAACCGAACGUACUGCGUUUAUCUUCUGUGAUUACAGUUUUUUUACAUCAUAACUUUUAAGUGACUUCCUUUCAAAAUAACUUAUCAUGAAACAAAAUGUUCUAGAUACGAUCAAUCUGACAGCAUAAGAAGCAAAUGAGUGAGGCUUCGUUCUCAUGGCUUUAAGCUUGUCGAUCUCGAGUAGUUUCUUUGUUAUUCAUUUUUGAUGCAAGCAUCGCACAGUGGUUAAACAUCAAGGCAAGCAAAAUUGUUUGCAAUUGUUGUGGUUUUUGCACAACCUCACAGCAAAAGCAGAUUUCUCCAGCUCACAUCCUGUACUUCUUUGUUUCUGUAUCAAUCCUUAUUGAACUGUGCAUCUCUGUAGACUUUGAGAGGCUUUAAUGACAUUACAUUAGAAUAACUUUGGCUAAACGUAGCACCAUGCAAUCAUAAGAUCUUUAUACAUGAAACAAAAUGUUUCUUGCUGCGUUGGUGUCUGUAUUGACAUACUUAUGUAAUUGUGGCAAA
Messenger RNA from Triplophysa dalaica, 1737 nucleotides. Its product is annotated as galectin-4-like. Gene Ontology annotation, molecular function: carbohydrate binding. NCBI's taxonomy places the organism in Eukaryota, Metazoa, Chordata, Actinopteri, Cypriniformes, Nemacheilidae. Bases 1 to 948 code for a protein of 315 amino acids. The transcript is spliced from 10 exons. The record is from RefSeq and is a predicted model, not a curated record.